Arthroderma uncinatum is the source of this 1110-nucleotide messenger RNA. RefSeq lists its product as uncharacterized. The transcript has a single exon. Lineage: Eukaryota; Fungi; Ascomycota; Eurotiomycetes; Onygenales; Arthrodermataceae. The record is from RefSeq and is a predicted model, not a curated record. The coding region runs from base 1 to 1110 and encodes 369 amino acids.
AUGGAAUAUAUAGGCGUGACGGCAAACUCGUUGAAACGUCGACUCGACGUGUCAGAGACGUCUGACUCCGAGAAUAUCGACCCUCUCCUCGGAGCCUCUCCAUCUAAACGUACCAAGGGCAGCCAGAUGCACAACGGUUCAAUUGACAAUACCCACAUCUUCGCUAAACCUGCCUUGAUAAUUAAGAGCCCGGCAAAGGCUCGAAGCGGCAACUCGGAGUUCGCGACUCCAGCCCGCCCUAUUCGAGGCCAUACGUCCCUUUCAGCCCCUCUCCGGGCCCCGGCUGGUCGUUCGCCAAAAGCAAAGACGAAGAGUGUAAAGGCCUUUGGCCGUCGCAGCCUUGGCUACUGUCGCGUUGAUCCCCCAACUAUCUCCAAGCGCAACAUGCCUCGAGCACCUUUCUCCAUCGCCGACGCUCUCAAUGGCACUUUCACAGUCUCUCGCCCAGUUGUGCAGCAGACUCCCGCGGCCGUCAAAACAAGACGUCCAAAGGCAUGGGAGUUUGAGAUCCAUACAGACACGGCACAGGAUGAGAUGGCAAACUUGAUGGAACACUCAACCUGUGUUCUCGAUAUCAGUGAUGAUGAAGAGAAACAGGCACGGGAUACCAGGGGCAAAGAAAACAUCCCUCCCCCACAGCUCUUUGAUGGAAACAAUGAGUCCACGACAACUCAGCAGCCAGCUACUGCGACUAGGAAUGUUGAGAUGGGAGAUGAACCUCGUUCGCCCCUCGGAGAACUUGACGUGAAGUCCUUUGUUCCUGAAGGUGAAGAUAUCUCUAGCGUCAUUGAGAUUCCCGAAGACGAUGAGGAGACUCCAGCUGAAGAGGCCUCGGCUCCCGUUGAACAAUGUCUGGAUAUCGCUCCCAAAGAACAGCCCAAGACAUCUGCUCAGCCAGAACUUCUCACUCACUCUGCAAUUGCCGCGCUGCUUGACCGCACCGCUCCAGAGGUCUCUGUUGAGGACCCGACCAAGAAAGACGUAGCCAACGAGUUAGCUCCUGGUGAUGCCGAGAUAGAAAUCUGGGAGAGUGCCAGCGCAGCUGAGGAGGCCUUGACAGCUGUUGCAGAAGCUGAUAAGCCUGCCGACUCCACGGCCCCCUUGUCCUAA